Python bivittatus (Burmese python) is the source of this 7927-nucleotide messenger RNA. It is a transcript of the gene PRMT2IP, whose product is annotated as PRMT2 interacting protein. The record is from RefSeq and is a predicted model, not a curated record. NCBI's taxonomy places the organism in Eukaryota, Metazoa, Chordata, Lepidosauria, Squamata, Pythonidae.
CUGGUCUAGAUAAUAUGACUCAUACCUUCUUUCCUCUUCUUUCUUCUGACUUGGCAGUUUCUGAAAAGCCAAGGGACCAAAAAUAUCUCAAUUACGAAGCAUUUUGAAGGCUUUCUGAGAAGUUUUGUGCAGACCUUGGGUGGCCUGUCACGCUCUUUAUUGAUUUUCUGAUUUUAACCUAAGGCAUGUCACUGUGUAGAGGGGAAUGCGGUGAACACGUUUAACUUUUGCAAUGUUCGGAUCAGCAACCUGUGAUCGAAAUAUUGUUCUGUUGGUUCUCCCUCGGUCUUGUAACGUACUCUCUACUUCUCUUAAUCUUUUCUCCAAUUCCUCCCCCACAAAGGGGACUGAAUUGGGGGUUCAAACAGAGAAACCCAUCUUGUGCCAUGUAUUUUAGCCCACUGUUAGUACUUGGAUGGGAGACCACAAGGAAACCUCCAGGGCCGUACCUUUAAAAUCUUGCACGAAGAAUACCUCGGUCUUCUUGCCAAGACAAUUACGUGGAGUCUGUCCACGUGGUCACCAGGAGUCGAGCAUCUUUCCGAGGGCGAACAUUAUGCUUUCCUCCAACGCUUUGGACUUUAGUUCCCAUCUGCCUCAACCAGAGUGGUCAGUUGAGGGCUUGUGGGUUUGCCUGCCUGUGUUUUAUGAGGUCUGGGAGAUUGGAAAAUAAAUUCUUUCUCGUGCAGCUGGUUCCAUCAGCUGGAACAUCCUGCGCGCAUCACCCAAGGAAACAGGUUAUAACAGAACAUCCAGAGCGACCGUUCUGUUUCCUGUCUGAGCCCGGUGGCCAGAAAGCGUGUAUAAUGGCGGAGAAGCGACUCUUGGAAGCGGUGAGUGCCAUGAGUUACAGCAAGCUCCCUCGACUGGAGGUGGAGCCAACCCACAUCCACCCAGUGGGCUUGUGCAGGACGAAUGGGCUGCCCGACCUCACCACGGAAGACCAUUACAGUUACAAAGGCUCCUAUUUUACUUACCCACUGCAGUGCCACGAAGGGCCCAAAGCUUUAACUCACUGGCCCUCCGCUGAGACCUACAGCCAUUGCACAGGAGGUGCACCUGGCCAGUCUCCAAGGACAGAGAAACCCACGUACAAGCCAGAACCUGAAGGUUUGGAAGCCCGUCAGAGAGUCCGGGGCUCUGAGAAGGUCAGCGAAUGUGCCACCCAAGAGCGGUGGGCCAGCUACAUGGGUCACUCAGGUGUCAUUCAGCAAGGCUGGAUCCAGGGAUACCCAACCCAGCAGCUCCCUGCAGCCCCUGCCGUUUGCCCCACCUUGGCAGCCCCCAAACCAGUUUACCGAAGCCACCCUUACGGGGCGGAAUCUGGCUACUCCCCCAAAGGCACUCUAGCCUUGCGAAUGCAGAUGGAAAACCUCUCAAAGCGUCUGGAAUGGCCUCCCUCUCCCUCGGUUUUGCCCACCGGCACCAAGAGCCGUAGUUACAGCACAGUGGGGCCCAAGAAAGCCUUGGUGCCUGAUGCUGGUGUCAUCCAGUUCCAGCAGGGGCCCAAAGAGGGCACUGCCCAUUCUGCGGGCUUCUUGCCUUACCAUAAGGCAUUUGAGAAAUGCCAGGGGUCUCAGAGUGCCUCUUCCCUGGAUGCCAGCUCCCCCGCCGUAUGCCAGAAAAGCGUCUCGGAGACCCCGGGUAGCAACCCCAGCAAACACACGUGGUCCAGGCUUCCUCCUCCUCCUCCUCCUCCUCCUCCCAGCUUACUGGUGAAUCCCCAGGAUCUGGCAUAUCAGGAGAGAUCACCCACAUGCUACCCCUUGGGAUCCUAUCCCCUCGCCUCUCACGAACAGAUGUUGUUGUAUCACCAGAGCUACAUGCAAGCAGAAAAAUCAAACUCGGUCUUCACUUUGGCGGCCUGCAAAGGUUUUGGGUCUCCAAGCAGUGAAGACGCCCAGCUGUUUCCUGGGUCGUAUUUUCAGCAAACCUCUCGCAGCUACUAUCCUGGUCAUCUGGAGAGCUAUCUUUACCAGGCUGUUGGCCCAUCUCCUAUGACCCCCCUUGAGCGUCACUCUUCAAGGGAACAUGAGCACCCACAGAACUCAGUGACCAAAAUAGACUUUGCGCCAAAGAGUCCUGUUUCUGCCUGUGCUCUGCCUGAAAAGGCUCCUCCAGCUUAUAAUCCUUGGCGCAGCAGAGGUAGUCUUCCAGACUGGUGUGAGAGCAGCCGCAUUGCAAAAGAAGCCAGCACAAAUUCUUCUGGUCUACAGGAUUUCCAUCCUGUUUACCAAGUAGACCGGCUAUCUCAUUGCUACAACACGGUUGGAAAGUUACAGGAAAGUGGCUGCAAGAAGGAUCUUUGCCCACCAGAAAAGGUGACGGUGAGGGAAGAGGAAUCUUCUGAGACACACAAAAAAUUCUCCUUAACCUCUGAAUCUAGGAACACCAGCACCCACAAAGAUGAAUCAGGAGCCUGCAUAGUUAUUUCCGAUAGCCCAGUUAUCUCCCACAAUCCCUGCUCCAAGCAAGACCUGCCCAAAAAUGUUCUCAAGGCUUCUAACAUCCAAUGUAUAUCUAAUGUACAGUGGUCCUCAGAGGAACAACCAAAGGCAGUUCAUAAACAGCGUGAAGGUUCCUCAACUACUUCUUCUCCUCCUAUGCCUGUUAUCAAUAACGUUUUCAGCUUGGCUCCAUACCAAGCGUACUUAGAAGGUUCUGCCGAUUUGGUGCAACUGGAUGCCUCUAAAAGUUGCCACGCUGAGGAACUGUCUCCCAGGAGCAGAGGCAACAGUGUGGAAGAUGAAGGUCUGCCUUGGACAGGCUCUAAAAGAUUGACCAAUGAGUCUAGGGUGGAUCUUCCUGGGUGGAAAGAAACCACCUGCAAUGCAAUAACGAAACCUGGAGAUGCUGACGUGGGUAAAAAUAGUGUCCAGGUAGAACGAGAUAGCGGAGAUAAUGCUGGGCCUUGGGAAAGCUCCAAGGUCAAGCUUUUGAAUCCAAAUGAUCCUGUGUCUUGCCAGCCAUCCCCUACCAGUUGUUCCAAUGGUAGAGUUGAGAGACUUGCCCAAGAAGACCAUGUGUUAGAUCUCAGCUUUAGAACGGAAAGCUUGGCAGAGGGACCUGAUCUUCAGCAGCUGCCCAAGAAGCUUGAGGCUCCAGACAGCGGAGGUUCAAAGAUCAAAGGUGAAGAAGCGAGAGAGAGAGCAGCCAACGGCCAGGAGACUGUCUCAGAGACAAGCAGAGAGGCCUUGGUGCUGCCUGUCAACAGCGGUUCUUGGGGUAACGGACAUUUUCACAGCUCUGCGGCAUUUCUGUUCAAGAAAUUCAAAAUCCUUAAAACUCAUGCAGCUGAGGCUGGCUCUGGGGCCAAGGAUGUCUCUCUCCAAAGAGGUUCUGACACACAGAUAACUCAGCAAAAUGCCCCCUUGGUUGGGUCCAACCUUUCCCAGGCUGUAACUCCAUCUGAAACUCCGAUUUUGCAGAUCAAAGGCUUUAAUGCUAAACCGCCAGAUGCUUCAAUGCCCCUGCCACCUAGCACCCCUGCUGGCUCUCCUGUGCUUAGAGAGGCCCAAGUUCUGGAUCCCACCACUGGAAAACCUCUUGGUCAGCAACAUUCACCCAGGCAGUAUUUCACUGCUUUGCAUACGUCUGUCUGCACUAUAAUUUCUUGUUCGGUGUCUGCCUCCUCCCCUGAUCAACUCAAGGAAUGGUUGGAGAUGGCCGAGUCCACUGUGGAGCUGCAGGAGAAGACGAUCAGUUCCACCAAGCCCAAAAAUGGUCCAAAGCUCUCUGAAGCUCACAAACCCUCCAGGGGCAAAGAGAUCUGGUUGGCCUUUAAGGAUGUAGCGGUGCUUAUCAGGAAGCUGCUAUCUCAGCUGGAGACAUUCCUGAUCAGUCACAGGUGCCCCUUUCCUCACGUGAUUCGAGCUGGCACCACCUUCAUCCCUAUUCACGUGGUGAAAGAGGAACUGUUCCCCAACCUUUCUGGUGUGUUGGUUGACCAUGUCUUACAGGACCACAAGGUAGAGCUGCGUCCUACCACCUUGUCUGAAGAGAAGCUGUUGAGGGACCUGGACCUCAAGAGCUGUACUUCUCGGAUGUUGAAGCUGCUGGCUUUGAAACAGCUGCCGGACAUUUACCCUGACCUCUUGAACCUCCACUGGCACGAGUGUGUCAAGCAGCAGCUUGGGAAUCCUGCGAGGGAGAUCCCAAACAGUGAUGUUGAGGCUUUGGGAACAGAUGCAGCCACCGAGUCUUGUGGCCAGGACUUCAGAGGGAAGAGUACCAAAGACAAAGCAUAUGGAUUGGCAGCCUGUCUUGGCACUGUGUGCUUGCAUUGCAAGACUCACCAACCAGUAGAUACAGGAACCCUUCUCAGAUGUUCCUCACCUUCCCUCCAACACGAUUGUAUGCUAAAUGGGAUGAAGGUGCUUCCUAAGGAAGACACAGCCUUGGAAACCAAGGGACUCGCUCUUUGCUCUGGUGCUAAGAGGCCAUCCCAUAAACGGCCAAGGACUCUUGAGCUGAAACUGACUGCUAAGGUUGCUAGGAGGACAACCAGAGCCUCAAAGAUCCUUCACCUGCGGAAGUCCGUGGUUCACAUCCAAUUCCAGAAUGCUCUUCAGGAUAUUCAGGGACCUCAGGUUCUUGGUCCUUCAAGGAAGAGAAAGAAAGUGCCACCAGCACUCCUCCUGAAGAGUUUCAAGCGGCGGAGAUGCAGUAGUGCCAGGGUGUCUGCCUUGCCCUCUGAGUAUCCAGAACUUGUUGGGAAGAGAAUCAGGCACUUGUAUGAGGAGAAGGACAAGACAGAAGCCUGGUAUCAGGGUGUGGUGCUUCGCGUCCACAAACGCCACAAAAACCCUUUGAAGACAGUUUAUGAGGUGAAGUACGACAGUGAGCCAGAGUGGCAAUAUUACCUCGAGAUUCUGCAGGAUUAUAAGAAAGGUUGGGUGGAGCUGGCUGAAUGAGUAGAUGGGUGUUUACGUGUGUGUGAAAGAAAAGAGGGGCAAUUUGAUUUAUCCUGCUGUUGGAUCGGAACACAGUUGAAAGGAUAAUCAUGUUUCAAGGUUAAGACUGUUUUCCCACAUGACACACUAUGGAGAAAGGUGACCUUGGCCUGAUUCAGAUAGUCCUCUUAUGGUGCUCAACACCUCAGGGCUCCAUGUCACUUCCAGAAACUCACCACACAUGAGUAGCUUUCAGGUCACUGCUUUGUCAAAAAACAAUUUGAACUGGAGCUGGGUCUACAAAACGGCCUCAUAUUGUCCCAACUGACACCAGAGAUGAAAUAUGAAUCUCACUGUACAUUUUACAAAUCUUCUACAUAGGUGGAGCUUUGAGGACGUCCCGGGAAAUUUCCCUGGUGGGCCCAUCCUCUGUGCUCAGUUCUGGCUUGUUCCAGCAGCUAUGAGUAACGGGUUUGUUGAGUUCCCAGAAUAUCUUAGAACGAAGCUUGUCCAGGGGCAUUGUGGAAAACCCAGAGGAUGGCUACUGAUAGUUGCUUGUCCUUCUUGGAGCAUGGAGAGGAACCCUGGGAUGUUGGCUGAUGGUCACCCUGAUGAGUUCCAGCCCUUCAUUUUUGACCAAACCAACCCCACUGGAGUAGCCAUGUCUGUAGAAAAGCAGUGGUGCACACACUAUGGAAGUAGUAUCUGUAGUUCCCAGACCACACUGCUCGUGUGUUGCUUUUACAGAGCUGUGUUGGUACAACUCCUUCAGGAAGAGGGUACUUGGGGGACAUCAGAACUGCUUGUCCUCUGGUUGAAAGUAAUCUUUCCUCUUCUCCCUCCUGCUUCAUCUGAUACUUGUAAGUCUCUGCAAUUGUUAGGUUCUUGAGUUGGCCCUACUAGAAAGAAGGCAACCUUCGGGGGAGCCGCAAAGAUCUUUCCAAGGCUGCUUUUAAUUGAAUCUUCCCCAGGUGUAGGGGCUUCCAGAUCCUCGGAUGUUCUCCAAUUCCACUUGAUAGAUCUGAGCCACAUCAUAGCGCAUGGAUCGUGCUUUAUGCACCCCCCCCAUGGAACAAUUUCCUAAACUCCUGCUCCACCAUCACCGCUGAUGGGGAUGAGUGCUUUUGAGGCAGACGUCCCAGGUAAAUUGUGGGAAGGUGUGAGGAAGGGGCUCCUUCUAAAGCUUAAAUUGAAAGCAAAGCCAUUCCAGAUGUCUUCCGAUGGCCAGACCACUUAGCAGGGUGGGGGUGUAGCUCUCAGCGACUUGACUUUGAGGGGGAAAUGCCCGAAAAAGACCACACUCAGGGAGACCGUUUUGCAAGGUGGGACUCUGAAGAAGCUCUUGCAUUCCACUUAGUUGCAGUUCGACAACUGGGCUCAGAGUGUGACGGAGUUUUCCACUGUAAGGGAUUUGAGCCGUGCUCAAGUAUCCAGAGAUGUCAGAUUGAUUUGCUGCAGCAGCUUGGAGAAUCCUUGAAGGAUGAAAGUAGCCACUGCAGGGAAAACUUGCCACAGCUGUUGUGACUGCAUGCACCUUUGCGGUCACUGGCAGGGUGGCCACAUUAGUGUUGCAACCAAUGACUACAGAAGUGCAUGCAGUUGCAACAGCUGUGGCGUGUUUUUCUGUCUUCUGCGCUGGCAGAAGAGACAGCGGUUCUUGGUUUGCUUUCCCCCACUGUUAAAGUUAAGAAUUAAACUCAUGGGAGAUCUGGAAUUUCUCUCUCCUGUUGCACCUGGUGAGCUGAGGAAAGGAACGCCCUCACUUUUCCUGGAACAAACUAAUCAAGAUCCCUGCAUGCAGAAAGCUCGCAUGUCAGGAAGAGAAAUUCUGUCUUGGCAUUCUCCCUGACGUGCUAGUUUUCUGCAUACAGGCCUUUUUUGGGGGGGGAACCCAACUUGAAGGAUUUUUCAGUCCUGUUAGCCCCCCUGAAGAUAUACAGUUCAAAGAACACUCUACACUUUUUUCUGAGAACAUCUGUAUUUUAAAAAACGACGUGACCGGCUUUGUGUACCUACAAAGUGAAACGAAACAGCAUGCACGUGUUUAAAUUUGAUUUUUGAAGGGCUGUGCUAGUUCCACGACGCCGACGGGCAUAAACAUGGCACAAACUCCCACAUUUUAGAAAUGUGAUUUGUUUUGCCUUUAUAAGGAAUUGCUGCUGAUUUCAAGGGUGUUUUUACUUUAUUUUAUUUUUUUAGACUUCCUGUUUGAUACUUUUUGUGUGUGAUCUUUUGAUACGAGUAGCAGAUUUCAGUUGCAACUGCAUUUUAGAAGCUCCAGGCUUGAACCGUGUCUUAAAACUGGUGGGAAGGAUCAAACGUGGAUAGGUCAAGCUCCCUUGAAGCACCCAGGUCGAAAAAGUUCAUUUCUGAGAAAUGAAGCUUGGAGAAUGAAAGAGAAGGGGAGCAGCGAAGAAGAAAAAUAAAAUAAUUCUAAAAGCACCCUUAGGUUCGUUUCUAAAGAGCCAAAAUGAGCCGGGGACAAGCGUGGAAGAUGGUCCUCUCUUGGCUGCGCUGUUUUGAACCAAUUGAGAUGGUCAACGGCAAUGAAAUUUCGCGAUGGCUCCUUUGGGGGCUGACCUGUUCAACAUGCAUGUUCCCCCCAGUUGUGGCAGAAUUUGGAAAGGGGAUGAAGCCGUGCUAGUUACAAACAUAAGGCUUCGUUUUUAUCUCGGACGUGCAGCAGGCGCAUUUUGGAUCCUCUGCUCCAACAACGUCCAUGUGUUUCUACCUGCUUAUCUUUAAAUUGUGGGCCUCUCUGUUGAACACGCAAAUCAAUCCAGAUUUGGGGGGGUGGGGAAGCCACAGGUCCAUCCCUCACUUGCCCCCUCUGGCCAGGGAAACCAACCCAACCGCAACAAAAGCAAAGACGAUGAAAUUGUACUGUGCUGCCAUUUGGAAAGAAAUGCAUAAUACUGUAAACGUUGUACAUAAACCGGGAGCAUAUGUGCCUUUUUAUUUAAUUUUUCUUUUGGUUCAGGGUGCAGUUUCUAAGAGGUGCUUCGUUAAAAUUAAAGCAACUGUUUUGGACCUGG